Messenger RNA from Clupea harengus (Atlantic herring), 2961 nucleotides. RefSeq names its product centriole, cilia and spindle associated protein a (gene ccsapa). Gene Ontology annotation, molecular function: microtubule binding. The record is from RefSeq and is a predicted model, not a curated record. NCBI's taxonomy places the organism in Eukaryota, Metazoa, Chordata, Actinopteri, Clupeiformes, Clupeidae. Gene Ontology annotation, biological process: regulation of mitotic spindle assembly. Gene Ontology annotation, cellular component: cytoskeleton; ciliary basal body; spindle.
CUCUUGCUGCUUACGGUACGUCAUACGCUGGUUGAAGCUCAACUCCGCCAUGAAGCACCCAGCACUCCUUGGGUGAAAUCCGUCGUGUAGUUGGAUACAUUUAGCAACCGAUUAAUUCGAAAGGGCAGUAUGGUUACGGAAAGGAAACAUUUUUCUCUUCAGUUUGUUGCCUAGACUCAUCUGAGCGGGUUGUUGCAAGAUGGCAAACGAUAAUAAAGUGGUGACGAGGAAGAUCCGAUCGGAAUACAUGAAAAAAUUCCGGGAUCCUAAAUGGUCCACAUUUUCCAAAAAUUACGAGGACUCCGUGAAAUACAGAUUGACCCGUCGGGUUAUGGAACAGACGCACAACCCUUUAUACGGAGAUGGCUGGGACAGUGGGUCAGAAUCUAGUGGAAGGUCAAGUCCAAAAGUCAAACAGGGAUUGGACCCUUUAAUAGCCAAGCUUCAGACAUUAUGCGAGUCCAGGAACAAAAACGAAGAUACCGAGGAAUCGGUCGAAACUGUAGUGAAUGGUCACUCAACCGACCCCCCCAGUAAGGAGAUUUCUUCAUGCACGGAGAAUGGGGUUCCAGACGAGACGGACCACCAGACCAGUUCCACAGAGCCUCCGCCGAGGAGACGUGUGCGCCGCCGCACCCCUCGCUCUGAGCCCGGUUACGACGGUGACGUUGACAAGCCCCGGCCCUCCUCAGCACCCAAACCCUCCAGAGCCAAGAGUCAGCCACCAGAGAGGAAGCAGUGCAGUGGAGGAGAACACAGGCCUUCGUACAUGCGCCCGGGCUGGGCUGAGAGACACGUGGAGACCAGGGGGAGGACGUCGAGCAUGCGCGCUUCAGUGUCUGCAGGAGAGAUCCAUCGUUCGGACACAGCCGCCAAACGCCUGGAGGCCCAGAGGUGCAGUAGUGCGCUGGAUCGCCGCAGGGCACGGUCAGCUGACCUGGAGAAAUCCCUCCGCUCCGAGCUGACCGUAGCCGACCGCUGGACGACCGAGUACAUGCGCUGCUUCUCCGCGCGGCUACGGUGAAGUUUGCCCCCGGCGGUGCAGGAUCCCCCUCUUAACCCUGAUCUAGUGAUCCAGUUUCCUCAUUAUCUUAAAAGGGUUCCGAUGUGGAUUUGAGAAGGGAAGGUUGUUAUCAGAUUCACUCUCAGAGGAUGGAUGUCCCUACAGCUGAGGAGGAACAUUGGGAUUAAUCUAACCACACAUUUAGGAUGAACAAAACAAUAUCAUUUGUUUGGCUCAAAUCAAUUCACUUUUUUAAAAAAGAGUGGAGAGCUUUUCACGCCCACUACCAAAGCACUGUCACAACACAACAGUAAUGAAUCUGAAAAUAGAGAUCCGUUUUUCUUCAGUUGUCUUGGUUGCUUUGAUUUUUGUGAGCUUUAUUUUCUUCUUUCUUCUAGGCUUACAUUUCAACAGUGAAACCACACUUAUCUGCAUGUGCUCUGUGAUGUGCAGUACAGUGAUUGAUAGUUUUCUGCCAGAAUGACAGUAUUGACCAAUUUGUUUAAUUUUUAAAUGAAUUCUGAAUGGAUCUGGAUCAAACAUUGUAGAUGAACACUUUUUAAAAGUAUGAACAUAUCUAUAUUUUGUGUAGACUUUGGCUGACCUCUUGAAGAGAAUGUGGGCAUUCCAACAGAUAGUUUCACACUACUACUACCAUAUGAUGUAUUUCAGAUCCCUAAAAGCACUACUUUACCUAUGUGGUCAAUUGACAUGUAAUUCAGGUAAUGUGAGUAUUACUUUUGCAGUUCUGUUUUCCACAGUGGGCAGUCUUUUAUAUGGACCAAACAUGACGCAGCAGAAACAUAGUAUGCAUUCCAGAUGUCAGUAGAUUAGUAGAUUAUGGACCAAAGCCAAGUGAGUUGGUGUUCUGCAUCUAUAUUACUUUGACAUGCAAGCAAUCCAUCAGGAUUAUAGAGGCUCGCUGUGUAAAAUAUAAACAUGUGGUAGGGUAAUUAACAUACUGGGGUACUCCCAAGUUCUAGUCAAAACCACAGUUAACCACCACUGAUAGCAGAUAUUAGCUCCUCACCAAUACUUUCUAACCAUGCAAUAUCAUUGCCUCAGUGCGACAAAUUUAUAAAGCUUCCAUUUGAAAUGUUAGAGUUCACAAAUUCACGAGACUAUCAAGAAAAAGUGCUGUCCAAUUUUUUCUUUCUAAACUUUUAGAUGAUUUUGUUAUUGCAUCACAUUUGCUUGGUAUGUUGACCUGCCCAGCUGUAGACUUCUGUCUGUAACCACGUGUACUUUCACUUUUAGAUUGUAUUAUUAUUAUUACAGAAUGUAUUUCACUCACAUAAGGGUUUUUGCACUUUGUAUCGGCUCAAAUGUGUGAUUUAGUCUCUUUUGGAAGAGAAAUUGAGGGCUGUUUUUCAGGUGUUGUGUCAGUCGUGUAUUAUUAUGAAUUGCUGAGAGUUUGUUGUGAAACGUGUCUGCAUGAGGUGUUCUGGUAUAAUUCUGCAUUUCCAAUUGACCAUGUAAGGAUUAUUUGAAGCAUCUCAGGGGAGCAGAAGAAUACUGCUUCAAGAAUUGAAUGUUAUUGCAUUUGACUAACUCUCCCUGAUCGCAAUGAAAACGCCUUUAAUCAUUAUGGCACGUACAAUCUCAUGUCCUUAUUCUCCAGACCCCCUUCAGUGACAGUUCAGUCAUUGUGAAGAACUGUGAAGAUUAAUGUUUUAUCUGGAGAAUAUACAUGUGUGUAUAUAUACAUUGAGGAGUAAUACCUUUAGUUUUGUUUUGAUAUUUGUGCAAAGCUGAAGGACAUGCAUAAGCUGUACACAUCUGUAAACUAACAUAGAUGGACUAACCAUGACCCUCAAAAGACAAUGUUUACAUUUCUUAUGCUUGUAUUUGUAUUUGAAAAAAAUGCACAAUAAUAUAUUUUCAUCUGGGGUAUAGCACAUAAAUCUACUUUAAUUGCUGUUAAUAAACAUUGUUUGAGUAGCUUUGUGGAAGAUUCA